AUGGUUGGACAUGUUGUGUCUCCAUCAUUGUGCAUUCAGCUGCGUACGCACCACGUUCACUCCAGGAUUCCUCAUGUCAAGAUUGCCCAAAGGAAGCCUUUUGGGAGUUGCAGCAUCACAUGGAGACCUUCAGGCAAAGCUCAAAACCUUUAUGUUUCUACUCCCUUGAAUCUUGGAGCACACCAUCUUUCUCGGGAAGACUCUUCUUGUAAGUGUACUUGCUUCGCAUCGCUGGCAGAUUUUGAUGGUGUUGCUGGUUCCGGCUGGGUCCCUAUCAGUGACCAAGUUCUCCUGAUGGCCAGUAUAUUCCUUACAUAUAUGGCUGGAGUGAUUCCUGUUCAAAAUCCCACUUACUCCACCAGAAAGAACACUGUUGAGGAGGCUCCAGAUGUUUUGACUUCAGAAUCUUCUGGUAGGGAGACAGAUUUUGAGGGUGAUUUGAAGUCUGUAUGGGAUGUGGUGAAAGCAAAGCUUUUAGAUUCUUUAGACGCCAUCAAGCGUGAUAGUACACUUGGAAGCAGAGUCCUCAAAGCCAAACAGUCCCAAGGGAAGCCCCCACUGAGUUUGUAUGCGAUAUCUGAGGGGCCCCAGUUGUACUUACUCUGGUCAUGCUUUCAAAAGCUUGAAGAAGAGACAAAUAAGAUUUCUAGCACAAUCAAUUUGGAUGAAUGGAUGGUUAGUUUUACUGAUAUUGUCCGCGAAGCAUAUCAAGGAGCAUGCACGGCUUGGCUAAAAAGGGAAUUGUGUGCAGAAAACACUGAUUCUGACAAGGCGAUUACUCCUUUGCUUCUCAGAAUGCUAAAUGAAAAGGACGCUGUUUUUGAUAAAAUAAGAAAAUCAGGCAAGGAAGAUCUGUUUGCAGAAUUCUUAUAUUUCCAUAGAUAUGGAUAUACCGGGAAAGCUUCCUGCUACAACCUUAGCUUGUUUCACACUCAUGGAGUUGCCAUUUUGGAAGACUUCAUGAUAACUUUAGCAGAUGGUGUUGCUAGCAUCUAUCUAGAGCUCAUUUCUGUAGAUAGCAAAUUUUCAAACGAAAUGAACAGUGGUGGAUUAGAUAUCUGUAACCUUUCUAGUCGAGCACUCCAAAAACUACGUAACGAGGUAGCUCUAUACCAGUGGUUGCAUCAGAACAUGGAAGCAGUUGUGUCGAUGUAUGAGGAUCGCUUUGACCUCUACAUUCUUCAAACUCAGGUUAUUAACAACCUUGAUGGUGGUGAUGAUACAGAAAGCCUUAGUUGGUGGAGAAAGCUCACACCGGGAAAAUCUAAAGCUGCCUCAUCAUCUCCCUUGCGAUAUUCCAUAAUCAGGGAUUUCUCAUUGCCCGUUAAACGAACCAAGGAGCUUAAGGCUCUAUCGGGAUGGAGGUACUACUUCAGUUUGUUUCUAGAGUUAUCAGACAUUGGAAUGCCAAUUAUCAGAGUGGUGUUGGAUAAAGUGAGUAGCAUCAUAUCCUUCUUUCUUGUCACCUUGAUCGGUAGAUCAGUCGGGCUCAUCUUCACCGGGAUUAGACAAUCUCUCCGGUGGAAGUGA
This is a messenger RNA of Arabis nemorensis, 1530 nucleotides long. NCBI's taxonomy places the organism in Eukaryota, Viridiplantae, Streptophyta, Magnoliopsida, Brassicales, Brassicaceae. The record is from the annotation of a GenBank genome assembly.